AUGUCGUCGAGGACCGGUUCAGUGCGCUCGACCCACACUGCGCGCUCGUCCAUCAACACCGCCGACCGCCUCGAGGCCCUGGUUCCAGGCGCAUUCCCUGAUCUGCGCUCUGCCAGUCAGGCCUCGCUCACCACCCAGCAAGUCUCCCUCCAGCAGAUCUUGUACGACCGCAGAGCCGAGUACACCCGUUCCCGCAAUGUCCGCAUCAAGGUCGGCUCCUGGAACGUUGCUUCCAAGAAAGGGACCGAGCAGGAUGUCGCUGCGUGGUUCGUCAGGGGCAAGGGCGUAGACAAGGCCCUGGCUGACCUUGGAGUCGCUGAGCCAAGUCGCAAGGAGGAGAAGCACAAGGAGACAGUGGCAGACCAGGAAGCACGCUUCGACAAGCAUGCGCCCACCGUUCCCUACGGCGAUUGGGGCUCGGUGCCGGGCGACGACGACGUCGAUCUAUACGUACUCGGCCUGCAAGAGAUAGUGGACAUCACUUCUGCAGCCGAGGCGCUGAAGCCAUACACCGAUCCCACCAUGGCCAACAAGUAUAAGGCUUCCCUCGAGGCAGCUCUCCCUGAGGGUUAUCAGCUCGUGGCAGAGCAGCAGCUGCUUGGGCUGUGGCUGGUCAUCUAUGCCUCACCAGCCCUCUUCCCCCAGAUCAAGAACAUCAGUACGACGAGCGUUGGCACCGGACUCAUGGGUUACAUGGCGAACAAAGGCGCUGUGACGGCACGAAUCGUCCUGGGCGAGACUACCCGCCUCGUCUUCAUCAACUCACACCUGGGCGCUGGAGCCGACAAGGCAGCUUUGGAACGCAGGAUCUGGGACGUUGCACAGGUCACCCAGAGGACGCGCUUUGCCCCAAUAGUCGAUUCGCUCGGCUCUUCACAGAAUCAGGGCGAGGGUCUUGGAGACGAAGAGUUUGCUUUCUGGUUCGGCGACUUGAACUUCCGCAUAGAAGGCAUGCCAGGCGACGACGUGCGCCGCUUACUCACUGUCCACACAAAAGAUAUGGACAGGGAGGGAGAGCGCCCCUCUACCUCGGACGACUCAGGCGACAUCACCAGGCAGUCCUCGGACGGUGCAAACGAUUCCGUUCCUCUACCGCCUGAGCUAGACCCAGCCUCUUUGCAGACAACCAUCUCGUGCCUGCUACCUCAUGACGAGUUGCACCAGCAGAUGAAAUUAGGGAAGGCUUUCCACGAUGGAUGGGAAGAAGGCCCAAUCAGGUUCCUGCCCACCUACAAGUACGACGUUGGCAAAGUAGGCGUCUUCGAUAGCAGCGAGAAGCACCGCUGUCCCAGCUGGUGUGAUCGAAUCCUUUACCGAACUCGCACCGGGAAGCAGCGGUACGAUCAGAAAGUCAAAGAGGAUGCAGAUACUCGCAGGAGAGAUGAAGAGAUGAAGAAGUUAGGAAUGGACAUGCCCGGCACUGCCGACGUGCUGUUUGACUACGACCCUGACACAGACGGCGACAAUGGUGAUUACGACGAGUACGAAGACAACACUGAAGACCCAGAACCUGAGCAAGUCAUGACCAAGGACGGGUUUCAAGAUGAGAUUCUGCUCGAAUACUACACAAACCACAUGCGAGUGCUGUCGUCCGACCACAAGCCGUUGGAUGCCGUCUUCUCGUUGAAGUUCGAUGCUGUGGUACCGGACCUCAAGGCUGCUAUCCACAGCGAAGUGGCUCGCGAGCUAGACCGCCAGGAGAACGAAGGCCGGCCCUCGAUAGCUGUCGUUGUUGAUCGCGCGACUGGCUCGUCAUCACCAUCAAACGACAAGAACGCGACAGACAGCAGCUUCGAUGGCGUCGACUUUGGCGAUGUCAAGUUUGCCAAGUCGAAACGUCGGAACAUUACCAUUGCAAACACAGGCCGCGUGCCUGCCACUUUCGGCUUCGCAGACCGUCCCAUCGAAGAAGAUCAGGACGCAGGCCCCUUCCCCUCCUGGCUGAGCGUCACUUUCGACAAGGAGUCUGAUGCGCGCUCCAAGUCUGGCCCAGACGACAUCCAGCAGCGCUACACGCUCGCGCCGGCCGAAGUCAUCAACGCCGAACUAAAACUCAAGCUCAAAGACGUUAGCUCUGUACGGAAUCUCAAUAAUGAAUCCGAGUCUCUUGACGAAGUCCUCGUUCUGCGUGUCGAGAACGGACGCGACCACUUUCUUCCCCUGCGCGGACACUGGCAGCCGUCAGCCCUGGCACGCACCGUGGACAAGCUGAUCAAGAUACCUGAAGGUGGAAUCAGGAGACUGCAGCACCAGAUGCCGAGCGCAAGCGAAACGGUAAAAUGGUCGGUGCCGCGAGAAAUAUUCAGGCUGACGGAGGCGAUAGAAGACCUGACUGAGCGCGCGCUCGCAGAGUGGGAUAUGACCAAGUCAUCUGAAGAUGAGAGGGCGCCGUGGAUGGAUAACGCGGGUUGGCCAUUUGUCAAGACGAGCGCGAACGGCGCGGCCUGGGAGGAGCAGCACGAAAACGAGCUUGCAGACCUCUACGAUGCGCUAGACACCGACUCACCCUUCGCGCCCGCAUUCGACCCGGCAACCCCAGCGCCGCAAAGAGUCGAGCUCCUAGCUGCCGUCCUGAUGACGUUCCUCUCCAGUCUCGAAGACGGCGUCGUCACAAAGGAUCUUUGGAAACACCUCGAGACCAGCAUUGUCUCGCAGGAGAAGAGUAAACAACAGCUCGAGCGCGACGACCAGAAGAUGGCCGUGCUGGAAAUCAUGGCAUCUCAACCUCCCCACAACGCAACCUUCCUCCUCUUGCUCUCCUUCCUGCAGAAUCUCGUCGCGCAGAUCUCGACCGCAAGUGCACCGGCGCCUGACGCCCCGCGCAAGAGCAUCGAGAUGCCCAGCAGCCCGCAGGCCAAAGUGCACAGGCGGACGCUGAGCAAGGUCGCUGGCGAAGCGGUCAGGCAGCUGGUCGUGCGAAACUACUGUGUAGUCUUCGCGGACGCCAUCUUCCGGUCCAACGAGGACAAGCGGAUGAAAGAAAAGGACAAGGCGAUUAGAAAGGAGAGGAUGAUCAGGGUUCUGGAUCUGUUUUUGGGCGAGCAGGAGUAG
Molecule: messenger RNA, 3051 nt
Organism: Ascochyta rabiei
Lineage: Eukaryota; Fungi; Ascomycota; Dothideomycetes; Pleosporales; Didymellaceae
Product: Phosphoinositide 5-phosphatase
Exons: 1
Coding region: 1-3051 (1016 amino acids)
Biological process (GO): phosphatidylinositol dephosphorylation
Molecular function (GO): phosphatidylinositol-4,5-bisphosphate 5-phosphatase activity
Source: RefSeq, a predicted model, not a curated record